GAGUUUCACUCUUUUUUCCAUUUUUUUUUUAACUAAAAAAAUUUAUUAACAAAAUACUAACAUGAUAAAUAGAUUAUUUUGACCUUUAACCCAUCUGAAUAACAAGAGUACAUUUAUCACAGUUUAUUGGCUCUUGUCGCGCUCUCAAUUGAUUGAUGUUUCCAAAUUGGUGCAAUUGCUACUUGAAGAAAAGAAAUUUGUUACAAGUGUUCUCCGUCAAAUUUAAUGUGUGCUUUUUCGAUGCGCCCAACAAAGACAAUUCCAAAUCGACUUUUGUUGAAAGAAGACGUUGUUUUACAUAAGCAGAAAUUUUUAGUAAAAUUUGAACUUUGUUCUAAUUUGCAUCAAAACAAUGAAUAAUGAAGAUGUUUUAUUAAAACCGGGGCAGUCCAUAAGACCGGUAAUCGAACUAAAUGAAAUCGAAAUGCUUUUAGAAAACAUUUACGGAUUAAAAUGUAUUCAUAUAAAAAAUUUGGAGGGAUACGAUGAUCGAAAUUAUCACGUUAAAGUUGAAUUAAUUGACAAUAGAAAUAUAAAUGAUGUUUAUGAUGAUGGAUAUGUUUUGAAAAUUUUAAAUUCUUUGGAUUCUGAAAAAACAUCAUUUAUUGAAGCUCAAAAUAAUAUUUUAUUAGAGUUAUGUAAAAAAGAAAUUUCUUGCCCAACACCAAUCCCAACAAAAACCAACAGUUAUUAUUCAUUAGAAAAAUUAAAAAGUGGUAUCCACGUCGUUAGAUUAAUGAAAUAUAUUUCUGGUGAAGUUCUACACAAAGCGCCAACCCCAGAUUAUAUUUUCUAUGAAAUAGGAAAAUUUGCAGCACUUCUCGACGAAAAACUAACACAUUUCCACCAAGAAGCUUACAUUCACCAUAAAAGCUUAUGGAUGUUAGAUUCAGUAUCAGAAUUAAAUCAAUUUUUAUUUGCAAUUAAUGACCCAGAUAAAUACCAAACCAUCUCAAGAAUAAUAGAAGAAUUUACCAAAAAAGUAUUAAAACGUAAAAAUGAAUUCGAACGUGGUAUAAUUCACGGCGAUUUCAACGAACAAAACAUUUUGGUGGAAAAGUCUAACGAAAGAUGGGAAGUAAAAGGAAUUUUGGAUUUUGGAGAUAGCCAAUUCUCAUGUUAUCUUUUCGAACUCGCUAUUUUAAUGACUUACAUGUUAAUAUUAGGUAAACGAAUGGAAAUUGGAGGAAUUUGCAUCGCUGGUUAUUACAGUGUUAGAAAGAUUCCGAUGAAAGAAAUUGAAUUUUUAAAGCUUUGUAUUGAAGCUAGAUUGUGUCAGUCUUUGGUAUUAGGAGCUUAUUCAAGCUUACAAGACCCUGACAAUGAUUAUAUUUUAACAACAGCGAAACCAGGAUGGAAUUUGCUCGAAAAAUUAACCUCAAUGACCAAUGAUGAAGUUUUAAAAAUAUGGAUUGAAACUGCUACUAAGUAUUGUGAAAAUGUUGAAUUUAUUGAAUGAUAAUUCUGUAAAUUAAUUUUAUUUACUCUUUUAUGUUGAUUCAAAUACUUCUAAAAUAGUAACUUAUAAAAACUUAAA
Messenger RNA from Onthophagus taurus, 1537 nucleotides. Its product is annotated as hydroxylysine kinase. NCBI's taxonomy places the organism in Eukaryota, Metazoa, Arthropoda, Insecta, Coleoptera, Scarabaeidae. Gene Ontology annotation, molecular function: amino acid kinase activity. The record is from RefSeq and is a predicted model, not a curated record.